Sardina pilchardus (European sardine) is the source of this 1907-nucleotide messenger RNA. RefSeq names its product glutamate-rich protein 6-like. NCBI's taxonomy places the organism in Eukaryota, Metazoa, Chordata, Actinopteri, Clupeiformes, Clupeidae. The transcript has 13 exons. Bases 72 to 1907 code for a protein of 611 amino acids. The record is from RefSeq and is a predicted model, not a curated record.
UGGGGUAAAUUUGGUUGUUCGGCGUAAAACUGCUGACUAUAUGUCUAGCGCGAAUAAGUUGAACUGAACAAAUGAGUAAAAAAUCGGGAAGCGAGAACGACAAGCCAUCAGGGACUAGUCCGAAGAGCGUGGAGAGUCCAUCGCUCGAACUCACCGUUGAAAACGUGCAGAGACUGGAGAAAGAGUUGAAGGUACCGGACAGGUUGUAUGGUUCAAGUCAGUCCAUCGAGGGAUACCUGGAAACAACAGGAUACCUCCAUGAUGGCACAGCUCAGAUAAGCAGGAAAGCUUCUCGUGAGGGACACAGAAGCCUCUCAAGAAAUUCCUCCCCUUGCACCUCUCCUGAGUGUGUACACAUCCUUGGAGUGGAUGGGACAGUCGUCACUAGAAUAAGCAGAUCAACUCAGACCGAAUGGAAUUGGGUCUCACAGAAGCACAGCCAGAGCCUGUGCAGUCAGACUGAAGGAUAUGUGGUGAAACAUCAAAAGACACCUGUCGAGCAUGAGGACCAUAAAGGCCAUAACUCUGAGGAGACGGCUGAGAUGGAAAUCAUGGAAGAUAAUGAGGAGACUGUAACAAAGAGCAGAGACUCACAAGUCCCUCCUCAAGUGGAGCAUUUGACAGGGAAGUUUGACAAGAUCACAGUCCUGACUUCCAGUUCAGAUUCAUCUGCGAAGUUACCCGAGUGUGAGUUGGCGUCUCUUCUGUGCGAGCACUGCCGGCGAGAGAAGAAACCCCCAGUGACUCGCGAGCAGCUGGAGAAAAUGACCGACCCAGCGGAGUCGUUUUGUUGUGAGGUUGCCUGGAGGAUGGCCGAUCCCAAAGAGGGGGAAGAGGAGAAGGGAAAGGCCUCUAAAUCUGUACAGGAAAACAGAAAGAUCAAUGACGUCGACCCUCAUCCCCUUUUGACCGAAGGCAAGGAAAAGCUAGCGCAGAGGCUGAGAGAAUGGGUGUCUAAAAGAUCCCAAGACUCAAACCCCUCUGUAUUUUACACCAGACAACCCGGAAAUAAAAUGGUUUCAAAGAACACCAUCUGCUAUCGACUUUCAAAUGACUUAUGGAACAUCCAAGAGGAGUCUCAACUUCCGGAAAUGGAAAUCAUUACCCCUCCUGAGACAUUGAACCUUCCAGAUAGGGAACCAGGGGUCAAGAGGACAAACAUCCUUGUGAGAUACUACAGGAAUGGCAAAACAUUUGUCCUUAUAUUUCCAGACGGAACAGGACAUGUUUUCUAUCGAUCAGGUCGGAUUGCAGUCCUUAUAUCUUUAGUCCAUCCUGGACAUUUUAUUUAUAUCAUACUGGAGGACGCUCCAUACCUGCCGCGGAUUCAGGCCAUAUUCACAUCCAGGGGCCAGGCCACGUGCUACCACCCCAACGGUCUUGUUAGUGUGAAUCUGACCCGUGAGGGUGGUACCUGGAGCAGCGAGAGUGGGGCGCUGAAGAGAUGCUGGAGCUGGCUGGACCUCAGCGCCCACGUUCACGCCCCGCCCCUACAGUCCAUCGGCAUGAUGCUGAGCCCUCACAUCAGCAUCCGCAUCUGCAGCCAGGAGAACAUCCCCCUCACCUUCACCGCCGGCAGGAACAGCGUGCGCUUCAACAUGGGGACCAAACUCAAGGUGGGACACUCAAAGGGCCUCAUGUGGCCAGGCCCUGACAUCCUCGAGUCUUAUCUCCACAAGAGAAGCGUGCAGAUCUCCAGCCUGCUACUGAACCUCCAGGGCAGCGUGUCCUUUCAGCGGCCCGAGCCCGGCCAGGUCGGCCCCCAGUACAGCCUCCGUGCUCAGGGGGAGAGGAGGAGGAGGGAGAGGGCAAAGCAGCACAGGCCAUCCAGGCCCAAAUUACCUCAUAUCCUGACAAGAACGGCACGAUUGAUUUCACAUGGACAAAUUGAUUCAUAUCAGAAAUAA